Hirundo rustica (Barn swallow) is the source of this 3627-nucleotide messenger RNA. RefSeq names its product ninein-like protein. Bases 901 to 2373 code for a protein of 490 amino acids. Gene Ontology annotation, cellular component: centrosome. Lineage: Eukaryota; Metazoa; Chordata; Aves; Passeriformes; Hirundinidae. The record is from RefSeq and is a predicted model, not a curated record. The transcript is spliced from 13 exons. Gene Ontology annotation, biological process: microtubule anchoring at centrosome.
GUGGCGGCGGCUCGGCGGGACCCUCAGGAGAUCACCCGGCACGGCCGCGUCCGGAGUGUCUCCAGACACGGAGAACCCACGAGCUCCCUUCCCUGGGCUGCCCUGCCACGCUCAGCGCAAAGAAUUUGUGCUGAGGAGAAACUUUUAUGUUUUAGUUUAUGGCCGCUGCUCCUCGUCCGGUCGUUGGAAAGAGCAUGGCACCAUCCUCUUGGCACUGCCUUGGACAUAUUUGCACGUGUGGCUGAUGACGGCCCCUCUCAGCGUUCUCUCCAGAAUAAACAGGGCCAGCGCCCUUUCCUCAUGAGAGGUGCGCCAGUCCCAUAAUCUGUCACCCUCCGCUGGGCCCUCUCCAGGAGCUCCUUGCCUCUCCUCCCCUGAGGAGCCCAGAACUGGAUACAGCAGACACAGGAUCAGCUCCCUCCGCCUCCUGCCGCUGCUCUUCCCGGUUCACCGCAGGAAAUGCAUCCCGCGGCCGCACGGGGAUGUGGGCGCGGCCUGCGCAUGCGCGGGGCCGAGCCGAGCCGAGCCGAGCCGAACGGAGCCGAGCCGAGCCGAGCCGAGCCGAGUCCACCCCAGCCGAGCCCAGCCCAGCCGAGCCGAUGCUGCGGUGUCUGCGUCCCCGCGGAUGCAUAACCCCGUUUUCCACGCAUCAGAGGGGAAUGCUCAGGGAAGCAGCCUCUCCUUCUGGCCGAGUAGCCUGGGCCUAAAUCACUUCUCCAGCAUCAGCAAAGGCACUGGAUUUGCCAAGCCUCUACCUGUCUUUGCCACCUGAGCCCUGGAAGAACUUAGAGGAGAUCCUCAGCGUCCCUGGUUCUGCCUGGAUCUGCUGUGAGGCGGAGCAGCAGCACGGAGGAGCUGGUGAGCCUGGCAGGGCUGCCUGCAGCUUUGGACAGCACCCUCAUGCUCCCCAGGAGUGGCCUCCAGCACGCAGCUGGCACCUCCUACAGAUACAAACUGCAGUGCCUCUGGACCCAGGUGAGGCAGAUCGCCAGGGAGAGGGACAAGGCCAGGCUCAGUUUGGAGAAGGCAGAGAGACACUGCCUGCAGCUGGGCAGGGAGCUGGAUGAGCAGUACAUCGCUCUCGAGCACACCCAGAGCAAGCUCAGGAAUUUUCAGGCAGAAAUAGAGGCAAAAGAGCUGCUGUUGCAGCAAGCAGUGAGUCACCAGGCGAAGCUGGAGGCUGAUACACGGCUCCUCCAGGGCAAAGAGGCCAACCUGCAAGGGAGACUGAACCAUGUGAUGAACGAGAACACGCAGCUACAAAACAAGGUCACAGAGAUGGCUGAGAAGCUGUCAGCCUCUGAGGAGAUGGUGUUGGAGCUGCAAAAAGAACUCAACCACAUUGUGAAGGAUAAGCUGGAGCAGGGGGAGCUGCAGAGCCCAGAGUUCCUGAAGCACAGCGAGCGCUUUGCCGAGAUAGUCCUGGAGUACGAGCGGCAGUGCCAGGUGCUGUACGACCAGAACGCAGCGCUGCGCGGGGAGCUGCAGAGGCUGCGCCUCCAGCUGCAGCACAGCAGGGCUGAGCCGGGGCUGCCAGCAGCAGAAAAGUCACUCCCAGUGGAGCAGCUCCAAGAGCAGCUGCAGGACCUGAGUGUGCAGCUGGAAACCGAGAGUGAGAAGGGCAAGGAGAAGCUUGAUGUCAAGAGGCACCAGCUGGGCUGUGAGCCCCCUGAGCACCAGGCUGGUCACAGCGAUGGCCCUGGCACUGCCCAGCUGCAGAGCCAGAGGCUUCUGGAGGCUGAGUGGCUGCGAGGAGCGGAGGUUGCUGCAAGGCUGGAGCACCACCAGAGGCACGCAGCGUGUUGGCUGCAGAUGGAGCUGCUCCAACAGCAGCUGCAGGUCUCGCAGGAGAAGCUUUUGGAGGCCAAAGCAAGGCUGAGCCUGGCCCAGGCCCAGCACGCUCUGCAGUUGCAGCAGGCCAAGGCCCAGGUAAACAACAUGGUGCCAAAGAAGCACUUUGAGCAGCUGCAAAGCACCUUGAGAGAGGAACGGUGCAAGGCUCAGCAGCUCCAGGAAAGCCUCCAGCAGCAGGCUGAGCAAACAUGCAGGCAGCUGCUCAGGACCCAGGAGGAACACGAGCAGCUGCUGCAGGCAGCAGUGGAGCAGGCAGAGGCGCUGGAGCAGAGUCUGAGGAAUGCUGAAGCUGUGCUGGCAGAGAGGGCAGCUCAGCUCAGAGAUGCCCAGGCACAGCUCUCCAGGAACAAAGUACUGAUCGAAGAGCUCCGUGGAGAGAACAGGAGGUCUGCAAUGGCCCUGCAGGCUGCUGAGCUGAAGCAGAAGAGCAUGCAGGAGAAGAACCAGCUGUUGGAGGACCAGGCCUCAGCUCUGAAGCAGCUUAUUGGAAAAAUCACACCAGCAUCUCUGAGCGGGUGAUGGGACAUCUGCAGUGGCAGCCCUGCUCCUGGCUGGGGCUGGCCAGGUGCAGAAUAGGAUGGAUGGCUGGGUUGGGACAUCAGCCUUGUCCUCUCUGGUCUUGCCAGGAUUUUCCUUGGCAGAAAGUAGCAAAUAGGGAGCCUAGAGUCCUUUGAGGAAAUUGCUGCUGUGGAUAGGUGAAUUUUCCAGCUGAAGGCAGCAGCCGUGGUGCCUUUCUCAGUGGCAAUGUGCUGCUGUGUCAGGUCUGAAUCAGGGCAGCCAUCUCCCAGGAUUUUCUCUGGCAGUGUUUGGUGGUGAUACAGGUGCUCCCUCUCUGCAGAAGGCUGAUGUUGGAGCCACAGUUAUAUCUCAAAAGCCAGGGCAGAAGGGCUCGCAGGUUCCUGUGCCUGGCUCACUCCGAGCAGGAAAGCUGAGUUGUGGCAUUAAACUGUUUGUAAUGUUACAGCACCUCCUGCUCUCCCCAGUCUACUCUGCACUUCAGUAACCUUCCCCAACUGCUGCUGAACAUUUAUUCCUGACAUAUUUAUUAUUUAGCUCCUCCUAAAGCCUGGGCCUAGGAUCCAAAACCAACCAGAUUGUUGCCUCUGCAGUGAGCAGGACAGAGCAAUGCUGUAAUGCCCCAGGUGUUUAUCCUGUUCCUGCAUUCUUUCCCAGCUAUUUGCUUUUUCAGCUCCAGUCUGAGAUGGGGGCUGAGCAAACCUCUAGUCUUACCUAGGGCUAACGUUUUUGCAAGUGUUUUCCCAGACACAGUGCAAGAGCUGAGCCAUUCCAUCAGGAAAAUCAGACAGGGAAAGCAGCUCUUCACCUUGUUCUGGUUUUGUGCUGACCAGAAUCCUCAAAACCCUCUGCUCCCUUUCCCAGCCCUACUCCACAUAGCCUGGAAAACCCAGGCCCCUGACCCAGACUGCAAUGAUCAUUCACACAGCACCUCAAGAAACAUUUACAGGUCUCUGACGGGGACAAGGCUUCGUGCCUAAUCCUGGAAAGAACCUUGUGCAGCCUGAUCUGACACUUGGAGGAGCAGUUCCACUGAGAUCCUGAAAUAACCAUCACACUGCAGGGUGAGGAUGGGUUUGGCUGGGGAGCCACAUCACAGUGCUGAAUGAACACCACAUUAACUCUUAAAAACCCAAGAGACUGAGGCUGAAGGAGUUCUUUAUUUUGCAAUCAGUUUUCCCAGCUUCUAGAGCCCAGCCAGUCGGUGUCUCGUUCCCAUAGGCACAGUGUGAACAAAGAACUAUUCCAAACAAAAAU